UCAGGCGCGCGCGUGGGCCACCGAAUCCCCGAACUGCACCGCACUAAUGUUCUCGACGAGACUUUUUCUCGUCGCGCUGCUCGCCGUGUUCGGCGCGUUGACGCUCGCCCCCGCCCCGUGCGAGGGCAAGAUCACCUACAUCAGGCCCCUCUGGCAGCCAACCAGCGAGUGGAGCCCCCCGGAGGAGCGCGAAGAGCCCGCGGAGCUGCACAGCGCCGCCAUGAAGCUGUACUCGGAGUACGUGGAGAAGAGCGGCAUCCAGCCGUGCACCUACUGCUGAGAACGCGCGCUUCUUUUCAUCAUGCGGGAAUACUAGCAACGUAGCCGGGAGGGACGUAUAGAUAUUAGGGCGCAGGGCUCGGCCCGGCCAAUUCAAGCUAACAUCGGUCGGUCUUUCUUCGCGAGGGGCAAGGGGCGUCGCGAGAGGCGGGGGGCGAUGCGCCCGGGUUUCGGACCCGAAGCGCGGUCGCAGUCGUGGAGGGCCACCGGGGGCCGACGCGAGGCGCGGGAUUUCGACCCGCGCGUGGUGCGCGGGCUGCACAGACAGCAAAGCCGAGCUCUCAGCGAAUAAAAAAAUAUUUUUCGAGCC
Molecule: messenger RNA, 589 nt
Organism: Micromonas commoda
Lineage: Eukaryota; Viridiplantae; Chlorophyta; Mamiellophyceae; Mamiellales; Mamiellaceae
Exons: 1
Coding region: 47-280 (77 amino acids)
Source: RefSeq, a predicted model, not a curated record